UCUCCGCCUCUCAUCCAUUCUCCGCAUCUUGUGUGCAGUUAUGUCUUUUUCUAUCUCUUCUCUUUCGCCAUGUCUGAGUUCUUUUACCUGCUGCUCGCCACCCUGCUGAUUUCGAGUGAAGAUGGGUUGAGAGGUGUGGACGGCGCUCUGGCGGUAACUAACCGAGAUGGUGACAACUUUGUUCAGGGAGACGCACAGCAAUCGCCCACGUCAAUCCGUUAUCAAUUUCUCAAGACCGACGUCACUGAAUCAGCGUCCGUUUUCCUGCUGAGGGUUCAUGUUAAGGACGCGGCCAGCCGACAGCGCCUGACGGGGGUUACCGUGGAGCUCUUUGUCAACUACAAGCAGGCCGGCUCCCCCAUGCUGACUGGGGAAGAUGGCUCCGCUCUGUUGAGGGUUCCCUACCAGCCACAGCAGAGCAUCACACUGGUGGCCAGCAGGACUGGCUACAUGCUCACACCACUGCCAUGGAAGGCCUCAAAAAUGCCAACAUUCUUAUCCAUGACCAUGUCGCUGGUCUCCCAAACUCGAGGGAACAUCUGGAUGUUUGAAGAUUCUGUAUUGAUAACAGGAAAGGUCUCAGAGUCACUGCCAAAUGUGAUGUUCCCAAGGAGCCUGCUCUCGGUGCCAGAAUGCAACGUUUCCACUAUUACUGCCUACCUGACAGUGCCUCUACCCAGUGCUGAGAAAAGCAUCUUUUAUAACACCAUGGGAGUCCUCAACAGCAAGUCAGGGCACAGAAGCAUUGAGUUGAAGCCGGUGGCGGCUGUUGGCGUUGAGCUGAGCUGUAACAGAGAGCCCCUCCAGGUGAAGGGGCCCAUACACAUCACACUUCCUGUGCCAGAGAACACCGGCCUCACAGUGUCCCAACCACUUCCUGCCUGGAGCUUUGACAAAGCAACCGGGGCCUGGCUGAACCAGGGUCUGGGCAUUGUGAAGAAGCAAGAUGACGUAUUGGUCUGGUCUUUUGUAGCUCCUCAGCUGGGCUUAUGGAUUGCUGCACCAUACGCUGCUUCUACUGGUAAAGCCACUCAUCUGGAGUUCUACCAGCAUGCGUAUCUGCUCCUGGCCAUUCUGAGUGGCACCAUCAUCAUUCUAUCUGGAAUGGUAAUCGUGCUCAUGUGUCGAUGCAGAUCUUCUUCCAGAAUGCCAGCAGCAAAGCGAUCAAAAAGCAUCCAGAUGGAAACUUUCAAAAGAGAUCAGAACACGUCCACAAACAGCAUGUACCAACAGGGCGCAACUCAAAAAGCCAAAGUCUCGAGAAGCAAGUCAAAAACACACUCCAAAGGCAGAAAGCACAAUCACUAUGUGGACAGCCACUAUUUGCCGCCAAGUGUCCAGCUCUACAGAAAUGCAAUGCAGCAGACUUCCAACACCUCUUGUCCACCGAAUUACAACAGCGCCCCACAGACCGCAUGGCCUGAGGAAGGAGCGGAUCAAAACACAGUGCCUGGGGCGCUGAAUGAAAAGAGCCUGUUUUCUGAGAGAAUAGUUCAUGUGUACAACCAACCUCUGGGCGUACUCCAGGCAGCGGAUCUGUCCGUUUCGGCCAACUAUCCAUCAGGCUCAACGUGCGCCACGAGUCUCCCUAGGCAGGCAGCGGGUGAUGGAGCUCAGAGCAAAACGCUCGGCAGAGACAGCUACACUCAGACCCUACCCGAGACUGUCUCACCGCCAUCUGCGUCUCAGGGGGAGAGAGGUCAAGGUCAAGGUCAAGGUCAAGGUUCCUCAGGAUCGCAGGGUCCCAGCUCGGGUGCAAGAACCUGGGGACGAUUCAACACGCUGUUGGAGUCUGUGUCGGUGCCAGGAACCCUCAGUGAGGCAGCGGCCGCCGGCAUGAGUCCCCUGGGCGGUGGUAGCGAACAGCAGCAGGGCGCCUCGGAGCAGGACCUGAGGGGGGUCUCCAAAAAGCAGCCUCUGCCCCACGCCAGGGCCUGGUUCGUAUCCUUGGAGGGCAGACCAGUUACCCAGGUGCGCCAUUCCAUUAUGAACCUCCAAAGGUGCCUGCAGAGGGCGUCGGAGAGGAACACCAGCAGCCUGGACUCUGGGGUGGAUAUGAACGAGCACAUGGCUGCCAGCGCUGGAGGUGGAGGAGGAGGUGGUGGUGCAGGUGGUGGUGGAGGUGUAGGUGGUGGUGUUGUUGAUGGUGGUAGAGUGGGCCGGAGGCUGGAGCGCGAGAGGACGUUCAUCCGGAGCUCGGCCCACAGCAGCCGCACCCAGCGGCUCUGCAGCGACGACAUGGACCCGCCCAGCAGCAGCGAGAGCGCCACCACGGCCACCUGCACCCCCGAGGACGCUUCGCUCCGCAGCAUCCUGGACAGCAGCAGCAGUGGCGGAGUGGUCGGAGGAGGAGGGGCCGUCAUGCCGCGUGAUAUCCCUGAGGAGAGGGAUGACGGCGAGGACGGGGGAGACGACACCUCGAGCGCUCAGGAGGACAGCGAAGCCAGGUCCACGCCGUCGCCACGCCGCGUGAGGAGAGACAGGGACAGGGACAGGGACAGGGACAAGAGCCGGGCCGAGAGACCUAGAAGCACCUGGCAUAUGAGGGAGGAGAGGCCUCUGAUGAAGCUGAAUUGAUAUACUAAUAGACUACUACUAAUUAGCUUGAGUUCACCAUGGGUUAGCCGCACUGGCUCAACUGGUUGAAGGUAAAAGCUUGCACAUCCAAACGUCUGACUUGGGAGCAGGACCAAUAAAUAGCUAGAUAAAAAGAGAGAAAAGUACACUACAACCAGGAUUUGUCACAGAAAAAGUGGGAGCAAAAAAUCCUGGUUGUAGCGAACUUUUCUCUCUUUUUAUUUAGCCACACUGGCUAACACAAGAUGAAGCACAAAAAAGUCCAAAUCCAACGUGAUCCACUGGAGAUAAUCCAAAAGACACAGAAGUCUUUUUAGAUGUGUCCUAGCAUAUCUAUAAGAGGGUAUGUCUGUCCGUCAGUUGGUCAGUCUGUCUGUCUGUCCCUCCGUCUGAAACGCAUUCUCUAAUUGUAUUUCCCUCCUGUGUCCACAAGGCGGCAGAGUGCAUAGACAGACGCAUCUUUGUUUUUACAGGUUUGAAUCUGUGUAGUGAGUCGUUGGGAAAGACUUAGCAAGGUUAUGACAUGGCUCUGCUGACCUACUAUGUACUGUACAGUAUAUGUCCAGUUAAGCAGUUGGAAUGCCAAACGGUUGUUCCACGCAGAACCUUCAGCUUUGUCAAUGGUGUGAUGCAAGACUAUUCAUUUCAUGUUGUAGUCUAGAGUGCAUUUCUCCAAACCAUACUUGCUAACUACACUAGGUACUUUGGUUGCAAUUAAAUUCUCCCAUUGGCAACUACCCAAGUUGCUAACUGGCUAGCACCUUCGCUUUCAAGAAACCUUGCCAGGCUACUAUACUGGCUGAAAGAUAAGAUGAGGGAAAGCAAGGCCAAAUGUCUACACCCAGUCACAUGACCAACACUGAACACCAAACAAUCAUGAAAUUUUUUAUGAAUUUCUGAAUUGUUACAUAUAUUUUUUUCCAAGCAAGUGGUUGGCACUCACUUGGUUCUCAAAGGAGUAAAUAGAUGGUGCAAUACGUAUACCAGUCACAGUCACAGAGAAACAAAGCUUUGUCAAACGUGUGACAAAACCCACAUGCGUGAUAUUACCAUAACCAAACUAUGACCAAACAAGUUUUUUUUUUUCAACAUUUAAAAAUAUAGAAAUGGUAGCAGUGAUUCAAUGUGUAUACAAAUGUAUGGAAAAACAUGUUUAUUUUCUGUUUGUCUCGAGAUCUCAUGGCUACAGUAUUCCAUAUCUCAGGAGUAUGUUCAGUUUUGCAUAAAUUGUUGUAGUUUUUAACGGGUUGCUGAAAUGUAUUCGAAUCGAAUAACAUUAUAAUCAGGAAAAAUAUCAAGAUGGCAAGCCAUUUGAAAUGUUUACAAAUGUUUAAUUUGAACUUUUCCAAGCCUCACUGAUACAACUGUGUUAGUUUACUGAACUAGAAGGUAGCCCAGUUGCAUAAACUCUUGCAUUGGCAACUGCUUAUUCAAUUAAGUCCAUUUCAUAUGCAAAAAAAACAGGGUAACAGCACAUUUUGUAGGCCUAAGUAUGAGCGCUUUCUGACUAGCAAUGACUUUUAAAAUGUGAAUUAUAUACAUUUUUAUGAUCGUUUUGUAUGUGGUCCUGGCUCUCUAAUCAGUCACGGCAAAAGACAGCAACUCUGACGAUUUGGUGUCAAUAUCAAUUUCAAUUUUAUAAAUCUUUGACACUUUGAAAAAGGCAUGCUAUGCAUCUCAUUAGUUUUGCUUGGAUAAGUAACAAAAAUAAUAUUUAUCAUCCCAUCCUCCAAUGGCAAUAAUUAUGUCCACUGAUUAUUACAGAUGUAGUAUACUGUCAGCGCUAAGAUUAAAAUGUCCUGAUCUGUUGAUAAUGCAUCCCAUAAAAAAUAAAAUUUACAUUCAAUCUUUGCUGCAGUGCAUCUAUGACCGCUUAGAAGCAAACUAUGUUUACAACUUACAUGCUUUUUUGCCUUAUGUGCUUCUUUCCCCAUUGUGUAGGUCUAUUCUCAGAUUGCUUGUCCUGUGACUUGUGCUUGAGGACUGUGAGUUGUUAGCCUACUGAUAGCCACAUCUUCCUAUUUCUACCCGACUUUAUAACCCUCUUCUCAGCAUGGUAUUUUCUGGCAACUUAAACGUAUAACAUUUUUUGGGCUUUUGAACUUUGCUACUGUCCUGUAAAUAGUAGAUCUAAUAAAACUCUGGUUAUC
Molecule: messenger RNA, 4727 nt
Organism: Engraulis encrasicolus (European anchovy)
Lineage: Eukaryota; Metazoa; Chordata; Actinopteri; Clupeiformes; Engraulidae
Product: protein FAM171B-like
Exons: 9
Coding region: 70-2577 (835 amino acids)
Source: RefSeq, a predicted model, not a curated record